AUGUUGGCCAUGGCGAACACCGAAUCCUCCGGCGAUACUGCUCGGCCCUGGCAGUGUUACAACACUGCUUACACCAAUGCUAAAGCCGGCAUGGAAGGCGUUGACAAAGAGAAAGUUCAGAGGAUAGUGUAUGAAAUGAGUAAAGGGUCGCAGUACUUUAAAAACGAGGAACGCAAAGAGGCCUUCUUUAGAGAAAAGAUAGAAAACAUGCGAGCUCGAUGUGCGAAGCUCAAACCAGCAGAUUUGGCUCACUAUCAAACGGUCGCUGAUAAGAUAAUCUUAGAGCUUGAAGCCACGCGUGACCUUUCAAGGAUUUGGGUACAUGUGGAUAUGGAUGCUUUCUAUGCAGCUGUCGAGACUUUAAGCGACCCUUCGUUGAAGGGGAAGCCCAUGGCCGUUGGUGGCAUGUCUAUGAUCUCCACUGCUAAUUAUGAGGCACGGAGAUUUGGGGUUCGUGCUGCGAUGCCUGGUUUCAUUGCUCGGAAAUUAUGUCCUGAGUUAAUUUUUGUUCCCACGGAUUUCAAGAAGUAUACUUAUUACAGUGAUUUAACUAGAAAAGUGUUCGAGAAGUAUGAUCCUAACUUCGUGGCUGCUAGUUUAGAUGAAGCAUAUCUUGAUGUAACUGAGGUUUGCAAAGAACGGGGCACUACUGGCGAAGAAAUUGCCAGAGAACUAAGAGCUGGUGUUCAUGAUGAGACUGGUGGUCUUACAUGCAGUGCUGGAGUGGCACCAAACCGUCUACUUGCUAAGGUUUGCUCAGAUAUAAAUAAACCAAAUGGACAGUUUAUUUUACCAAAUGACCGGAUGGCAGUCAUGACAUUUAUAUCCUCACUUCCUGUCCGAAAGAUUGGGGGCAUUGGUAAAGUCACUGAACAUAUCUUGAGGGAUGCACUUGGAAUUAGUACAUGUGAGGAGAUUCUGCAAAAGAGCAGCUAUAUUUGUGCACUAUUUUCUCAUUCUUCAGCAGAUUUUUUCCUCUCUGUGGGACUUGCAAUUGGGGGAACAGAUACUCCUCAAGUUAGAUCAAGAAGAAGCAUAAGUAAUGAGAGAACAUUUUCGGCUACAGGGGAUGAAGCAUUUCUUUUUUGUAAAUUGGCGGAUAUUGCAGAGAUGCUAUCUACUGACUUGCAAAAGGAGGGUCUUCGUGGGCGAACAUUGACUCUUAAACUAAAGACUGCAUCUUUUGAGGUUCGCACCAGAGCUGUGACUUCGCAAAAAAAUAUAUGCUCAACUGAGGAUAUUAUGAAGCAUGCUUCAAAGUUGCUUAAGGCUGAACUUCCUGUUUCCUUAAGGCUGAUAGGCCUACGGUUGUCUCACUUUGAUGAAGAAAAGGUUGGUGCUCCUUCUGAUCCCACACAAAAAACUCUCACCGACUAUAUGCUAUCAGGAGAUGCUUUAAGGAAAAAUAUGGGCGAUCAAAGUUCCUUGGACUUGGAUUCUACUGAUCACUGCAUGAUGCAUGGUGAAGAAACUUACUUAUCUAAAGACGGACAUCAAACAUCUUCUUGUGAUAAUAGAGAUCCGCUUGACGAAAAUCAUUUAUCAAAUUUAGAUGACAGUAAGUCUACUUCGGGCAAUUUUGAAGAAAAGGAAGAAAUUUAUGAAUCGACGAGCAAUGCAAAUGCAGAAAAGAUGAAUGCCAAUGACAGUCAGAAUGAGGACAAUGUACAGGAUGUAGUGCCACCAUUGUUGGGGCCAGGUUAUUCUUUUCCUGCUCAGUUUGAGGGCAGUAGCCUAGACAGAGUGAGUAGUGUAACUAAAACCCUUGGGGAUGUGGCAAGUUCUUCAGUCAGUCAGAAAGAGUUCCUUUUGUGGGUGAAUGACUACAAGUGUUCGAUCUGUGGGAUAGAAAUGCCACCAAGCUUUGUUGAGGAAAGGCAAGAGCAUUUUGAUUUUCAUCUUGCUGAGAAGCUUCAGAAAGAGGAAUCUGGGACUGACUUCAAAACUUGUGUUCUGAAGAAAAGAAAUGUCCCCAAGGAUCACAUUGCGAGCCAAAGAAAGCACAAAAAGCAGAAGCCGUCUCCAAAAGAAGGCAAACACAUACCUAUUGAUGUGUUCUUUGUUAAGAGCAAUCAGAACUUCUAG
Prunus armeniaca (apricot) is the source of this 2085-nucleotide messenger RNA. The record is from the annotation of a GenBank genome assembly. Lineage: Eukaryota; Viridiplantae; Streptophyta; Magnoliopsida; Rosales; Rosaceae.